Xenopus tropicalis (tropical clawed frog) is the source of this 2561-nucleotide messenger RNA. RefSeq names its product cellular retinoic acid binding protein 2 (gene crabp2). The coding region runs from base 147 to 563 and encodes 138 amino acids. The record is from RefSeq and is marked provisional. Lineage: Eukaryota; Metazoa; Chordata; Amphibia; Anura; Pipidae. Gene Ontology annotation, molecular function: lipid binding. The transcript has 4 exons.
CACACAGGGAGUGCAGCAGUGAGUAAGCGUCUGGCUCAGCCGUGCCCAUACCAGGGAACUAGAGCCCGACCCAGGGAGCAACCCAGCACCGUGGUACCAGCCGGACACCCCAAUACCCCCUGUGACCCCCUUCUAUCCCAGCCAACAUGCCCAACUUCUCAGGACACUGGAAAAUGAAACAGUCGGACAACUUUGAGGAGAUGCUGAAGGUUUUGGGAGUGAAUAUGAUGCUGAGGAAGAUCGCUGUUGCUGCCGCUUCUAAACCAGCAGUGGAGAUCAAGCAGGACGGAGAAGUCUUCUACAUCAAAACCUCAACAACGGUUCGGACCACCGAGAUCAGCUUCAAAAUUGGGGAGGAGUUUGAUGAGCAGACAGUGGAUGGGCGCCCUUGCAAGAGUCUGGCUAAAUGGGUGAGUGAGAACAAAAUGGCUUGUGAACAGAGACUUCUCAAAGGGGAUGGACCCAAAACAGCCUGGACCAGAGAACUGACCAACGAUGGAGAGCUUAUCCUGACCAUGAUUGCCGAUGAUGUUGUCUGCACACGGAUUUACAUCAGGGACUAAUUUACAGGACUCUAUGGGAUACGAGGCACCAUCCUCAUCUUCCCCAGCCUAACCUAGACUCCGAAACCUUUAACAACCAAUCCCUGUGAAGCAGAGAGUACCCAGUUUACAGCACACUAUGAAGCCAGCAACACUCCACCAAGUCCACGUUCAUCCUCGCUCACACAGGUUCCUCUGUGGUCCAUGGCAGAACGUUUGCACCAGAAUUGAUCUCCUCCUUAAGGCUUUUGUUGGAUCUCAUUGACCCUGGUAGUUUUUGAAUUGUCUUAUGCCAAGCUAUUGCCCUUAGCAUUACUUAAUAAUACAGUUAUCCCAGAUGCAUCUCGAGUUUGAAGCCACAAUGGAUUUUGAGCACUGCUAAAGAAGUGCUCUAUGUUUUUAGUCAUUGGCCUGCUCCACCAUAACUGGUCAUUCAUGGUCUACAUGGCUCGUCUUUUCUUCUUCUUCUUCUGAACUCAAAAGUAGGGAGUGUUGAAAGCACAACUGGUUUCUGAAGAAGGAACUGCCAUCCAUGAAGAUCGAGGGAAAAGCCGCCAAAGUAGAACUGGAAAUCGAAAAAAGUUCAUGAAAUCUCAUAAUAUUAUCAAUAAUCACUAAGCGAAUUGGAAAAUGUUGCUGAUUUUGCUGUCAAUUUGCAGGUUUUCCUGUUCUCUUCAAAGAAAUAAUGGCAUUUUUUUUUCUGGAGAACAUAUUUCUUUGACUUCAGUAACCGAGUGUGCCUUCUAGGCUAAGGUUCUGAAGAGCCCAGUCCAAUAGAAGAGCCUGAUUGGGAAAGCCAAGUGGAUAGACACUAGGCCAGGCGUCUGUAAAAGUUUUAUUUUGCACUAGAUUUAAUAAGAAAGAUUUGUCUGUAUUCUUUUAGAUGGUAUAAGCAAGGAAGCCACCCAGAGAAGACCUGAGAUGAUUGGAGUAAUAUCUAUCAUAUUACUAUCAUAGGGGUCCCAUACGUUGAGGUCCUUCAUGGCUGUAUGGGUUUAAGGGCCAUAGACGGACCUCAGAGUAUAGGCUACUAUAGGCAACUCUUCAGUAAUAUCUACAGAAUCAUUCCUUUAAUGUCCCAAAUCCCAAUCAUCUUGUGGGUCAAUCCGGCCAAGUAAACCAGAUGUAGGUUACUAUAAACGAACAGAUAUGAUUGUUUAUGAUGAAACUUGAGUCCCGGAGAGUGAGAAAGUCUAGUAUAGAUCAGAAAUAUGGAAGUAUUGUGAAUCCCUCCACGUGCCAUGGACUUUACAACGUGGCUUUGUGAUAGGACAAGACGAGGACUUGCCCUCAUACCAAGGUUAUCAAAUGCUAUACAUACAUUUGCAACAUACUUUCUGCAUUUACUUUUGGCUAUAUUGUCACUUUAUUACCAGCUCUGUAUUUUAUACGAUUCUGAGCCAGAGAAGUCUUAAGGGUAUAUGCACACUACCCACAACUGCUAUUGUGAGAGUCAGGGCUAUCUUUGGUGGUGGCAGAGUUCAAUGCCAAGAAACCUUUGUGGGAUCAUCGGGGUCCCAUAUUUUGAGGUUCUUUUUUGGUUCUAUAGGUUGAAGGUCCAUAGAGUAUAGGCUACUAUAGGCAACAUCUCUUCCUUCUUCUACCUGCCAACCCACAGCCACAGAACCUUCUUAGAUACCUCCAAAGACAACUGGCUGUGUGUGUGCCCUUUUGACGCUGGAGUUCUCUCUGCCCGAUUAUUUUAGGAUGGUCUAACUCUUUAUGCUUUAGCUUCAGUAUUGCUUAAGAGAGGGUUCCUAAUGGACGAGAACAUAAGAUUUGCUAAGAAAAUGGAGAUUGCUUCUUCUUUUUGUUAGUGGCCUUUACACCCAUUACAUUUUAUACCGUUUCCGUGUAUGUUGACACGUCUGUAGGAAAUGCUUUUCCGUAGUCUAACGCUUCCCUUCGUGCGGUAGGAAACACUAACGAUGCGCUUGUCUUGUCUCUCUAGUUUAUUACUAUGUUCAGUAUUUAUUUGUCAAUAUGUUUUUUUUAUAAUUAAAGAGAAAAUACUAGAAA